Messenger RNA from Racocetra persica, 219 nucleotides. NCBI's taxonomy places the organism in Eukaryota, Fungi, Glomeromycota, Glomeromycetes, Diversisporales, Gigasporaceae. The record is from the annotation of a GenBank genome assembly.
AAUAUGCUUACUUUAUUAAAACCAAUUGAAGCUGUAACAAAAUUACUUUCAGCAUUAUCUUACCCAACCAUAGAAUAUUGGGCCAUAAUAGAUGAACCUUCUGUUGUAUCAGCUGUUUUUGAUCCUCAUACAAAAUUUCAAAUAUUUAAUAAAGAAAAAGCUACUAUCACCAAGAAAAUAGUUCAAAAAAUUAUGAGCCAAUAUAUAUAUGAAUAUUAA